Molecule: messenger RNA, 1635 nt
Organism: Metarhizium acridum CQMa 102
Lineage: Eukaryota; Fungi; Ascomycota; Sordariomycetes; Hypocreales; Clavicipitaceae
Source: RefSeq, a predicted model, not a curated record
AUGGAUAGCACCGAAGCCUCGUCGGAUCGGCGCCUCAGGUGCACUAUAAUUGGCGCAGGGUAUGCAUCUUCUUUCGAGAUUAAGAACUAUCUCAGAGCAGUUGCAAGGCGAUUCCGUCUGGACGAGAACAUAUCGUAUGACCGCAAAGUGGUGUCGGCAACCUGGUCCGACGACACGUCCACCUGGACUGUCCAGACGAACCAUGGAGACACGGUAGAAUCCGAAAUCCUUGUCAACGCAGGGGGCAUUUUGAAUAAUCCACAAAUGCCAAAUAUAGAGGGUCUGGGUACCUUUGCCGGGCCAACUUUGCACACAGCCGCUUGGGACUCGUCCGUCGACCUUCAGGGCAAGACCAUUGCGAUAAUUGGAUCUGGCGCAAGUUCCAUCCAAGUGCUUCCUCAACUCCAAGCGAAGUGCAAGCAUAUCAACGUGUAUAUCCGCACGCCGUCUUGGAUCUGCCCGCCAGUCGUUGUACCAAAUGCCGGCAGUAGCAAUUACACCUAUCAAGACGAGGAGAGGGAGUUAUUCAGAAAGGACGAAAAAAAUUACAUCAACUCGCGGAAAGAAAUAGAAUCGCAGUUUAAUAGCAUGUUUGGCGCAUUUUUCAAGCUGAACCCGGAACAACAGGAUAUGCGGAAUCGAUUUGAAGCCCGCAUGAGAUGCAUUAUAAAAGACGAGGAGUUGCAAAGACGACUGAUCCCGUCCUUUGAAGCUGGAUGUCGCCGUAUCAACCCAGGGGAACAGUACCUUAUUUCUAUCCAGGAACCAAAUGUUCAGCCUGUUUUUGAUCCAAUCCAGCGGGCCACACCAAGCGGCAUCAUUGCGGGAGGAGUGGAAUAUCCGGCAGAUGUUAUAGUCGCGGCAACAGGGUUCAAUACAAGUUUCCGACCGAGAUUCCCAAUCAUCGGUCGAAAGGGACUCAACUUGCAGGACAUAUGGGGAAAGGAUCCAAUCUCGUACUUUGGAACCGGUGUCUCUGGUUUCCCAAACUAUCUCAUCUACUUGGGCCCAAAUACACCCAUUUCCAAUGGCAGCCUGAUGGGGCCUUUGGAAGCAACUAGCGACUACUUCAUACGUCUGCUCCAAAGAAUGAUUAGAAAUCGCGCGCUCUCCUUUGACGUACGCCAAGAUGCGCAAGAGGAUUUUGACAACCACACGAAAAGCUUCAUGAAAGGAAUGGUGUGGACGGGAACAUGUCGCAGUUGGUUUAAGCGGGCAAACGAUGGCAAGGUGACAGCUCUGUGGCCAGGAAGCUCGCUUCAUUAUAUGCAAUGCCUUGCUGAAGAUAGGUGGGAAGACUACGAAUGGAGAUAUGACAAGGAGCGCUUUGCGUACUGGAAAAAUGGAUUUUCUUGGAUCGAGAGACCCGAGAUGGAUCAAAUUGGGCUACAGGCGCAACGGUCAAUGGAAACGAUGACUACUCUGCCACGCAGCACGUCGGAUUUAGCCUUUUACAUAUGUAAGGCUGAAAACCUGUCGCGAUCAGAAAUAUCAUCGAACGGCGAGAGUCUGGUUCACAAUGUGGAGAACAUCAAGUCUGCGGAGGCAGAGAGCCUGGGAGAGCACGAUAACCUCGCUAGAGACAAGGAGCCAGCUGCAGCAGCAGACCACCCUUGUAUCACAGUCCCAGUUUAG